Molecule: messenger RNA, 1317 nt
Organism: Diversispora eburnea
Lineage: Eukaryota; Fungi; Glomeromycota; Glomeromycetes; Diversisporales; Diversisporaceae
Source: the annotation of a GenBank genome assembly
AUGGUUAUUCAAAAGAAUACAGUAACUUCUCAAACUAAUCUAUCUACUGCUGGAUUCACUGAUGUCUUCGGAAGUUCAACCAAAGAAUUUAUCAAAGAAUUUUCAUUUGAAUCUAAAACUCAUAAAAAUAAUAAAUUGGACUCUCAUCCGGUUUACUUAUUGAAAUUUACACAAACCGAAUUUUCUGUGAUGACCAUGAGAAGAUUUAAAAAGGAUGAAUUCAUAUUACAACAUAUUGGAGACAAAGCCAUGACGGAAAAUUUUCUUCAUUUAAAACAUGAAUAUAGUGAUUUGAAUAUUUAUUAUAAUUGUUUUAUGGAGAAUCACCGUAACAACACAAUGAGUACAUUGAAUGGAAAUAUAUUUGCACCAUUUAUUCACAGAUGUGAUAAACCAAAUUGUUAUAUUCAAAUAACUAAAGAUGAUCGAAUUAAUAGUAGAAACAAUAAUGAGAAUUCAUUAUAUCGAGUUGGAAUUUUUGCAUCAGUUGAUAUUGAACAAGGAGUAGAACUUACUCUUGGUUUAAAUGUUAAAGAGAAGAGUAAUUUAAUACCACUAAAUUCUUAUCAAAAACAUUCUUUAACAAAUACAAAAGGUAAGAGUACAACAGUAAAUUCCACGACAAAUACAAAAGCAAAUACAAAAACAGUAAACACAAUAACAGUAAAUACAAAAAAAGCAAAUUUAACAACAAACCCAACAAUAAAUACAAAAAUAACAAAUACAAAAGCAGCAACUCAUCUUACUUUAAAUUCUGAUUCAAUUAAACCUGACUUAUCAAAAGAUCCUUUUCCUAUGUCAUUUCAAAUUACCAUGGAAGAACGUCAAAAUCAUAAUAAAUUUCGUAAUUUAAUUACUGCCAUACAAAUAUUAGAAAAUUCCAUAGUAAAUUAUUGUAUUAAACAUUCAAGUGAUCCUCUCGUUUCAUCUACGGAGAAACUUACUACAACCACUAUAAUAUUAUUUGGACUUCCUCAAUCAACAUUUUCCAGGAUACAUACAAUUAUUUCAAUUUGUUUACAGGAACAUAUUACAAUAGAACAAUGUCAAACGUGUUUACUUAAUGCAUUUCGAUUAUUUAGUGAAUGGAAAACUAAUUCAUCUACAACAAUAACUAUUAACGAAUCUUUAUUAAAUAGUGCCUUUGAUGUAAUACCAAUUCCCGUAUAUAAAUGGUCGGAGAAAUUAAAUAUUUCAAAAUAUAAAUUAGUUAAAUGGGAAUUGGAGUGUUUAAAAGCUGUUAGGUUUGAAGUGGUUAUCACUUCGGUAUUAUAUUUUUGUUGGUUAGCUCGGAUUUGUGAUGAAUUGGAAGUUUGA